This is a messenger RNA of Prorocentrum cordatum, 975 nucleotides long. The record is from the annotation of a GenBank genome assembly. Lineage: Eukaryota; Dinophyceae; Prorocentrales; Prorocentraceae.
AUGUUGCCGCUAAGCCUCGCGGGGCGCCCGGCGGAGCGCGGGCGGCCCGACCCGUCGCGGGGGCUGUGCUGGCUGGCAGUCCUUUGCCCGCCGGGCUACGUGGUCGCGGGCGCCGGCGGGAAGAACGCGCGCCUGAGCGUCCCGCAGAACUGCAUCACGACCCCGCACGUCGACCGCAUGGGCGUCGUCCGGGUGCGCGUGCAGACCCCCUGCUGCGGCCGGCCGCUGGCUGGCGUGGCGCUCUGCAUCGGCGGCUGCCGGGCGGACGAGACGGGCCUCGACGGGCGCGCGGAGUUGCAGCUGCCCCGCGGUUGCCACGUGUUGACGUCGCCAGGCUGCCCAGGGGCGGAGCUGCGGCUGGACGUGGACCCGGACGCGGACGCCCGCGGGGGCGCCGGCAGCGACGGGGGCGAAAACGAGGACGAGGACGCAGGGCAAGCGCCGCACGACCUCCACGUGGGGGGCGAGCUGGUCCUCUUCCUCAAGGACUUCCGGCGGGAGGGCCAGCGGGACGGCGUGUUCUUGGGCGCCAACCGCCAGGCCAUCGAGGCGGACGACGAGGCGCACCCCUACUCGGGCAGCGUGUGCCUCCCCGCCGACGCCGCCGGGGCGGCCGCCGGCAGCGGCGCGGCGGGGCCGACGGUGCGAAGUGGCGCCCCCUGCCACGACGCGGUGUCGCAGAUCAUGGUCCGGCCAGCAGACGGGAGAGAGUUCGAGCUGGCGGACAAGUUCGUGGAGUGGGUGGACUCGCUCAGGGGCGAGUGCUUGAUGGCGAUGCUCUUCAGCGGGGAGAUCCCUCCCCCGCGCCUGGGAGUCCUGCUGGGCGAAGUGCGCGAGUCACAAUCGCAGGCACCGCUCGGCAGCCUGGAGGGCGCAGCCGAGGAGGCCUCCGUGGGCGCGCCGCUGACCGCCGCGGCCCCCGCCUGGGAGCCCGCGGCCCCGCCAUGCGCACCGGCCGCGCCCGCGGCGCGCCCC